CCGAACGGUGAGGUAGGCUCUUUUUCUGUUUUCAGUCCUUAUUUAUCGUGAAAAUUACGCGAUUUUCGUGACAAUUUGUUGUAUAUUACACCAUUUUAAUGCCUAUAAUUUACUGAGGGCAGCGUAUAGCGGAGGGCUGUAUCGGCGCAGUGUGAACAACAGCGAUGGUAAUGGAGGCGUCCCCGUCACCGCAGAGCGUUGGCCGCGAGUUUGUCCGCCAGUACUACACGCUGCUCAACAAGGCGCCGGCCCAUCUGCACAGAUUCUACAACAAUUACUCAUCGUUCGUGCACGGCGGGCUGGAUGCGCCCAACCGCGAGACGCUGCCCGUCAUCGGGCAGAAGCAGAUACACAACCGCAUCCAGCAGCUCAACUUCCGCGACUGCCACGCCAAGAUCAGCCAGGUGGAUGCGCAAGCAACUUUGGGCAAUGGAGUGGUGGUGCAGGUGACGGGUGAACUGUCCAAUGGCGGUGCGCCGAUGCGUCGGUUCACCCAAACCUUCGUGUUGGCCGCGCAGUCUCCCAAGAAGUACUAUGUUCACAACGACAUCUUUCGCUACCAGGACAUAGUGUUCUCGGACGAGGAGGGCGAGGGCUCGGGGCGGUCGGAGGGUGAGGAGGAGGAGGGCGUUUCGGCUGCAGGCGGCGGAUACUUCCCCCCUGCACCAAGCUUCCCCGCGCCCUUCCCUGCGCCGCCCGCACCGCCGCACGCGCCGUUGCUGUCGCCUCCCGCGCCGCCCACCGCGCCCGCGCGCGCCGCCUCGCCGCCCGCGCCGCCGCACCUCAACGGCCACCCGCCGCAGCACGACGACGCCACGCGGCACCUCGUCACCGCGCUGCAGGUGAGCACAAUGUCGAGCGGCGCGGCUGGCGCCAACACCAGCGUGAGCUCGGCGGAGCUGGAGGAGGUGGCGCCCGAGCCCGAGCCGGAGCCCGAGCCCGAGCGCGAGCCUUCGCCGCCGCCGCAGCCGACCACGCCCGUAGCGCCGGAGCCCAAGACGUACGCGAACCUGCUCAAGUCGGGCUCGUCGAGCGGUGCGGGCGCGCCGCGCGGCUCGCCGCCCGCGCAGCCUGCGCCGCCCGCGCCCGCGCCCGCACCCGCCGCGCACGAGCCGCGCGAGCCGCGCCCGCGCCCGCCGCGCAACCCGCAGCCGCAGCAACAAGUGAGCAACCCCAGCGAGAGCGGGCGGCGGUACUCGGACGCGCAGCAGCUGUUCCUGGGCAACCUGCCGCACUCGGCCACCGAGGACGAGCUGCGCGCCCUGUUCGCGCGCUUCGGGACCGUGGCCGAGCUGCGCGUGCACAGCAAGCCGGCCGCGCCCGGCGCGCCGCGACACCCCAACUACGGCUUCAUCACCUACGAGAGCGCGCAGGCGGCCGCCGACUGUCUCAACGCGGCCCCCCUGUACUUCCCCGCGGAGGCCGGCGAGGGCGCGGGCGUCAAGCUGAACGUGGAGGAGAAGAAGACGCGAGGCCGCGAGCCGCCGCGCCGCCGCCCGCUGUCGUCGCACCGCGCCGCCUUCCAGCCGCGCCAGCCCUACCGCCGCUAGCGCCCGACUCUGCCAGAGUUGCUGGUGGCGCUGCCGCCGGGCACCCUCGCGCUGCCGUGGCGCCGCGCGCCGCGCCCCGUGCACCGCGGCGCCCGACCCCCACACUAAACUACUGUGAACCGACACACACCGAUCGCGGGACCCCGC
Maniola jurtina (meadow brown) is the source of this 1697-nucleotide messenger RNA. RefSeq names its product ras GTPase-activating protein-binding protein 2 (gene rin). The transcript has 10 exons. Lineage: Eukaryota; Metazoa; Arthropoda; Insecta; Lepidoptera; Nymphalidae. Gene Ontology annotation, cellular component: cytosol; ribonucleoprotein complex. The coding region runs from base 165 to 1550 and encodes 461 amino acids. Gene Ontology annotation, molecular function: mRNA binding. The record is from RefSeq and is a predicted model, not a curated record.